This is a messenger RNA of Vanessa atalanta (red admiral), 1320 nucleotides long. Its product is annotated as UPF0598 protein CG30010. NCBI's taxonomy places the organism in Eukaryota, Metazoa, Arthropoda, Insecta, Lepidoptera, Nymphalidae. The transcript is spliced from 3 exons. The record is from RefSeq and is a predicted model, not a curated record. The coding region runs from base 81 to 737 and encodes 218 amino acids.
UGCAACACUAGUAUGUACCUACCUUGUUAUUACUUAUCAGACAGCUGAUUAUUGAUAUGUUAUUGUAAGCAUUUAAUAUAAUGAACUUCAUUCGUAGGUCCUUAGCGUAUCCAACAAAAUAUUUAAAUAUACAAAAACGUUUACUAAAGUAUGUACAAGGUCAAGAGCCUGAACCAAAAAUUCGUGAAUAUUUUUAUUUUAUUGACCAUCAAGGCAUGUUAUUUUUAGAUGAUUCAAGAAUGAAAAAUUUUACAUCAUGUUUUAAAGAAAAGAAAUUUUUAGAAUUCUUCUUUAAGCGUGUUCGAUUAAAUAAAACUGGAAAAUAUCAAGAUGAAUUUCCUUUUAUAUCUUUAUGUGGAAGAGAGAGGAAUUAUAUAAGAUGUGACGAUCUACCAAUUGUUUAUACACAUAUCAUAACUAAAGGAAACCCUGAAACAGAUUUUUUGACGUUUGGCUAUGCUGGUGAAUCGUUAAUGUCUCAAUUUCAACCUGAAAAAGUUUACAUGUUACCUGAAACUGGUAGAGUCUACCAUCCUGCUGAUGAUAAAUAUGGAGGUAUUGGGCUUGUUAGAUCUAAACUUUCUAUUGAAAUAAGUAAGUAUUUCACAUUUGAUAAUGGAGAAAAUGCACCCCCAACACAUUUUAAUUGGAAGGACAGAAAUUAUCAAUUGGAUCAAUCAUGGUUUGCAGAAACAGUUCAUAAACAUAAUAUUAAAAUAAGAACUGUCCCUGAUUAGUUUAAUAUUUUAGAAUAUAAGCUAAAAACUAAACAUAAGCUAAAAUAUUUGUAUCUAUAAAAAUUAAAACCAAAAACAUCAUUUUUUGUAAAUAAUGUAUUACCCUUUUUUCUGGCUGAAGAAAAGGUAUUAAAUAUAAUUAAACAAUGUGCUAAAGUUAGGUUAAUGUAACAUGUACUAUAAAAAUAUUUUAAAAACGGAAACAAUUUUGCUUAUAUGAAAAUAUUUAGACUUCUAUUUGUACACUUUAAACAUUUGUGAUGUAUAUUAUCCAUAUAUUUUUGUAGUCAGGUUGACAGAGUCAAAACCCAUACAAAUAUAUGAUUAUAGUUAAAAUCCAAAUAUCGUAUUUUUCAUUGUGAUUCAUUGCUACAAUAAGUAAAAAUAUAAAAUGGUGAUUAUUAUAAUUAAAAUUUUGAAUAAAAUUGUGAUUAAAUCACAUGUAUGAAUAUUUGCUUAACUUCACAAUUAGAACAAAUAUAUUUUGAAUAAAAUAAAAAAGUUAAUGAAUAUCUUACUACAAACUAACAGGCUUACUUAAAAAUAUUUAGUCUUUCUGUCUUCAUUGAUUUGACAUUCCAAA